This is a messenger RNA of Effrenium voratum, 689 nucleotides long. The record is from the annotation of a GenBank genome assembly. Lineage: Eukaryota; Dinophyceae; Suessiales; Symbiodiniaceae.
GAAUAGUGCACACACUAGGAACAUGGCCGCGGCUGCAGCCCAAGAAUUCGUGUCAGGGCCACGAGUAAUACAAGCUGCACACCAGCUCCUGGACCAAUUUUCGCUGCGCCAACUGUGCGAGGCGUUAGCCACCGCCCCGGCGGAGGAUGCAGAGCCCUUGAUCUCAGCCUUGGAGGGCCUUGGCGAGAUCGAGGAGGUCCGCGCGCUCUUUGUGGAAGAGGACGUCAAAGCCUUCCUCACGCAGGGCGUCUCUGCCGGGCCUCGGUUGCGGGGUCUGGUCGCCAAGCUGCUGGCUCGCCUUGCCAAGGCAGAGGCGAUGGCAAACCGGCUUCUUGAAGCAACUCUCUUUGACUUGUGUGAGCCACUGCUCCUGGACGAGGAGACAGGGGUGGCGGAGGCUGCCGCACAAGCGGUCCUUGCCGGUGCCAAGUGGCCUGCCGGCCAGCAGGCCUUGGUGGGCGUGUCCCCCGGCACCGGGGCCAGCCUGGCAGAGCGUUUGCAGUCACGGCUGCCAGAGAUGUCUGAUGUGCCUCGGAUCCGCAUCCUGGCCCUCUUCGUGCAGCUGGGCCGGGCUUCCCCCGAGUCCUUCGCUGUGCUGGAGAGCCGAGGGGCCUUGGAGAAGGCCUUGGAGUCCUUCAUCACCGAGGACCUGCUGCUGAAGCUCAAUGCCGUGGAGCUUAUGGACGCGC